Penicillium cataractarum is the source of this 894-nucleotide messenger RNA. Its product is annotated as glycoside hydrolase. The coding region runs from base 1 to 894 and encodes 297 amino acids. The transcript is spliced from 2 exons. Gene Ontology annotation, molecular function: beta-N-acetylhexosaminidase activity. The record is from RefSeq and is a predicted model, not a curated record. Gene Ontology annotation, cellular component: membrane. NCBI's taxonomy places the organism in Eukaryota, Fungi, Ascomycota, Eurotiomycetes, Eurotiales, Aspergillaceae. Gene Ontology annotation, biological process: glycosaminoglycan metabolic process; carbohydrate metabolic process.
AUGGAUUCUGAUCUCUAUCCCCACCGAGGUUUCAUGCUGGAUACAGGCCGGAAGUUCUUCCCUGUUCAAGCUAUCCUCGAUCUGCUGGUUGUGCUCCACCAAUAUAACUUCAAUGUCUUCCACUGGCAUAUAUACGAUGCAGAAAGCUUUCCGUUAUGGUGGCCGGCAGAUGGUGGUUUAACGAAAGCGAGCAUGGAGUAUCAUCAUACUUCCAAUUCCUACACUCCUGAGGAUAUUCAGAGUGUAAUUUCACACGCACAGAGUCUGGGCAUUCUUGUCUACCCAGAGACAGACAUGCCUGGUCAUAGUGACAUAUGGGGAAUAUGGAAGAAAGAUUUAGUAGUAGGCAUGCCAGACCCGAAAAGGCCGAUGGCUCAACUUGAUAUCAGGCCACAUCGACACGACAUGUACAACUAUAUAGUUGAUCUGGUUGCCAGAGUGGACAGAUAUUUCGGAUCUCCCCUACAUCACUUUGGUGCCGAUGAAGUGGCGUAUGUCUGGGAGACUGAAGAUGACAAUAAGUUAUUCGAAACAUUCCUGAACUGGCUGAAACAACUUCGCCCCAACAAAUCACUGAUCAUGUGGGACGAUCCUCUUACUGACGAGGAAAAGAAUAUAAACAUCUCUAAAGAUUGGAUCAUACAAACCUGGCAUGACGGUCGUACUCAAGACGUUCUCAACAAGGGUCACCGGGUUAUCAUCUCCGAAAGCAACACAUUCUACAUUGGAAACAGCGACUACGGCAAGGUGUCCUCGUUUGUAUUUCCAAAGCAUGCAAACGUCAUCGGUUUCGAGAUUGCCUGGUUCACGUCGGAUGGCGAUGAUCCAUAUGACUUCCAUAAAGGUUGGGUCAUAGAACCGCUCAAAGCUGCGUCGGAAAUUCGAAGGCAGUGA